GUUAAGACAACUUUCCCCUCCUCUCUCUCUCUCUUUCUGUGUCCUUCGUCCAUCAAAACGACACCAGAUCAUGUCGUCUGACGACGAAGGCGGCGAGGAAUACCUCUUCAAGGUCGUCAUAAUCGGUGACUCUGCCGUCGGCAAAUCCAACCUCCUCUCUCGCUAUGCUCGCAACGAGUUCAAUCCUCACUCCAAGGCCACAAUUGGCGUCGAGUUUCAGACGCAGAGCAUGGAGAUCGACGGCAAAGAGGUCAAAGCUCAGAUUUGGGACACCGCCGGUCAAGAACGGUUCCGUGCCGUCACUUCUGCGUACUACCGCGGCGCUGUCGGUGCUCUCGUUGUGUAUGAUAUUAGUAGGAGAACUACUUUUGAUAAUGUCGGUCGGUGGCUCGAUGAGCUCAAAAGUAAGUUUGUUUUGCUUUUGUUUUGGUUGGAUUGUUGUGGUGGUUUGGAAUAUUAGAUCUAGAAAAAAGGUUUUUCAAAUUUAAUUAACUAUGAUCUGUGGUGAAAGAUUUGGCAAAGUGAAAUGACAUUUCCUUAAAUGUCAAGUUAAGUUAUGAUGAUUAUUGCACAGACUUGAGUUAGAAGAAAGCAAGAAAAAAAAAAGUUGAAAAGACUUGGUUUUUUGUUACUUCUUUUUG
Molecule: messenger RNA, 641 nt
Organism: Pistacia vera
Lineage: Eukaryota; Viridiplantae; Streptophyta; Magnoliopsida; Sapindales; Anacardiaceae
Product: ras-related protein RABA5d-like
Exons: 1
Coding region: 71-460 (129 amino acids)
Cellular component (GO): endosome
Molecular function (GO): GTPase activity; GTP binding
Source: RefSeq, a predicted model, not a curated record